Molecule: messenger RNA, 3077 nt
Organism: Tetranychus urticae (two-spotted spider mite)
Lineage: Eukaryota; Metazoa; Arthropoda; Arachnida; Trombidiformes; Tetranychidae
Source: RefSeq, a predicted model, not a curated record
UUAGCAUAAAUAAAUUGAAAUUUGGUUCAGUUGAUUGUGUUAGUCAAUGUGCCUAGUAUGUCAUCUUUCCUGCCGAAUGAAAUAUACAAAAUGCUAUUUAAAUUACCAAUUUUAGUUAUCUUACUUUCAACAAUUAAAACAGGAAGUGCCACAGAUUUGGUGGAUUUACCAUUAAGCAUAAGUAGCAAAAGCGCUGAAAUUCAAGCAACUUUAACCGAUGCAGAUGGAACCAAUAAAUAUUUCAUUCAAGAAUCAAUAUCAGCUUCUGGUGCUAAAAUCAGAGGAAAAAUUGUGAUCUCAGGUGAAAAGGAUUCCUACAAAAUCUAUUAUAAAACUGGUCCUAGUCUCAACAAGAAACGCUUGGUUAUUCACGAUAAAAUUUGCAUACCAUUUACCUACAAGAAUAAUUGGGAUGAAACUUUACCUGGAAUCAACAAACGUUUAACUAAUCUGAUACUCUUAAUGGGACCUUCAAUUUUAUACCGACUUGACCAUUCCUCACAUGUUUGGAAAUCAGUUGAAGAUAAAAACAUAAGAGGAACCAUGAUGAAGGGUGCAACAACUGAAAUAGACAAAGUAUUGAAUAUCACUUGUUAUUACAAAAAGCAACUGGAUGGCAAUUCUGGCGUUGAAAAUCCAAGUCGAAUUGAAUUCAGUGGUUAUGAUCCAUCUUCAACUUCAUUCAGUUACAAAGAGAAUCUUAUUCUUGAUAUUUACUUUCAACGUGAAAACAAUCAUGAUGAACUUGCAAAUGAAAUUCAUCCUUUACCUGGAAUCGGAUGCCCAUAUUACUUAUCCACAAGUGAGACUUCAGGCCCGAAUUUGCCCGAGUUGAGAGCUGAUGAUGUACACUUCACUAUGUACGAGUACAUGAAAGGUUCAACUACUUAUCGAACAUUUAGUGAGAUUUAUGCAUCAAGAACGACCAGAUUAUUACGAAUAAAAGCAAAUCUUCUUGGUGUGUCAACUGAAACUAUUUAUGAUUAUCCACUUGGAGUUGCUUACCUCUUUGAAGAGGACGGAUCCUGUAGUAUAUUAGGUGCAGAUUUAAAUUCACCUGGAAUCAGUUCUUAUGGUUUCUUCAAUUUAGCAAGGCUUUUUCUUGCUGAUAAUGCUUUCAGAUAUCUUGGAAAGCUCAACUUAGAACGCCGAUCUGGAUUUUCUGUAGACGCAUGGGAGUUAAUCGAAUAUAAUUUUACUAUCAAUGGGAUAAAGGCAGACAAAGCUAUCAUCACUCAAUAUUUUGUUGAAUCGCGAGACAGUGAAAUAUUUGCUGGCCAUACACUCGUCAGUACCACAGUUGCCAUCUAUAAAUUGGAUUCAUCGAAAAAAACUUACACUUUGACUGAUGAAAUUACAAGGGAUUACAUGAACUUUGCUUCGGUUGGAUUUGAAGAUGAAUUUCAUGAUAUAUUUACAUUGAAAGAGUGUAAAGACUUGUCCAGUGCUAAAACAUUAACCCUUGGUUUCAUAUUACAACGUAAAGACGGCAAUUAUUCUUCCAAAAAACUCACGGAAAGUCACAUUUAUGAGUUGAAACAAGACUUCAUUUAUAAUUUUAUUUUACCCAAAAAAAUCAGUCCACUUCGGGUCGAUAACAUUCAAUAUAAUUUAAACGACGCACAAGUUGAGAUAGAAGUGACAUUCCUGGAUUCACCUAAUUUGCGGGAUACUUUCCACUCUAAAACUAUGGAUGUCAGUGAAGAUACUCUUGAAAGUAGGAGAUACAAAAUGAAAGCAGAAGAUCAAUACGAUUGUCUGGACAAAUUAUCAAAUCUUCAAGAGGCAAUCUCUGUAGUAAUUUAUAGUCCAUCAGAUUCUUCUUGUGGAUAUUUGCAUUAUUUUGAAGAUCUCAAGGAAGACACACAAACCGGAGAAUCAUGCAUCGUAUAUCACUUUCCUGUACGUAAUUUACGUCGCGUUGACCAAGAAUUACCACUCGAUAAAAUUCACAAUACUUUUUUGAAAGACGCAGGAAAAAGUUACAAUUUGUUACAAAGUGGAUAUAAUCUCGAUGAUUAUAAAUUGAUUGAUGUUAUCGAUAAAACGAAAAACCAAGUUACCUCUGGUGUCUUGCUAUCCAGAAUUAGAGUUGAUGUAAAAUUGAAAAGCGAAGAUCAAGUUACAGUGACUUUACCAGAUGUAAAAACCUUGGCUGAUUGUUAUCGAACCUGUCAUAAUUCCGAGCAACUUGCAUGCAAUACUUUCUCAUUCUGCUCAAAUGGUGACUGUAGAGUCAGUAGCUUACUAACUGACGAAUCGUUUAAUGAAUCGCAUGUUGAACAAGAAAAAACAUGUUCUAUUUACGCUUCAGAAGUUCUCAAUGAUUACUUAGAAGUACCUCAUAGGAAAUUUAAAACUCAGAUUACAAUCGCAGGCGAGAAACGGAUUGACGCUUGUGCCGAAUCUUGUCAUGCUUCGCCUGAUUGCUUGUCUUUCCAAUGGUGUGAUUAUCAUUGUAGUUUUGGUGGUUUUUAUACAGAUGCAGCUACUGAAUAUGAUGAAGAAUGCAGUGUAUUUCUUCCCAAAGUAUUUGAAAAAUACCAAAAAACGGGCAACAAAAUUGUAUCUGAUGUUAUUCACACUGAAUUUAAUUUAAAUUUUGAACAAUGUGCAUCAUUAUGUCAUGGAUGGUCCGAUGGUGAAACUGGAUGUAAAUCAUUCAAUUAUUGUCCUAAAAGUAAAACAGAAAGUUCUUGUUCAUUAACUGAAUUUUCAGUUAAAAGUUCCAAUACUGAAACCACAGAAGGAGGUCAUUGCGUAAAUUACGAGUUGAAAGUUGAAUCAAAUGGAAAGAAAAGCAGUGCUUCGACUGAGAUAACUAAAAGAACAAGUGGAUCAGGUGCUUUUGGAAUAAUUAUUUUGUUCUUGUUUGUCGGUGGUUUAUUGGGAUUUGCUGCACCAUUUGGUUAUACAAAAGUUAAACAAAUGCGUAGUGCAUCAGAAGCCAAUGAAAGUUCAAUUUGGACAAGACGAGUAAUAGAAAAUUCUGACAAUAUCAAUUGAAUCUCAUUCACAUGAAUCGGUGAAUGACUUUUGACUAGCCUUUCAUGAAUACAAUAAAAAAGCAAUCAAUA